AUGCACAUUAGAUAUGUAUUAGAAACAGUCAACCAAUUUCAGACUUCCUGCCAGUCAGGGCAGCGCCCGUACCAGGUGCUCACCGCUCGAGUUCACCCAGGAGAGAGCAAUGCCAGCUGGGUGAUGAAGGGGACCUUGGAGUUCCUGGUCAGCAGUGACCCUGUGGCUAGGCUCUUGAGGGAAAACUUCAUUUUCAAGAUCAUCCCCAUGCUCAAUCCAGAUGGUGUCAUCAAUGGCAAUCACAGAUGCUCCCUGAGAGGGGAGGAUUUGAACAGACAAUGGCUGUCUCCCAGUGCUCAUCUCCAGCCCACGAUUUACCACGCCAAAGGGCUCCUCCACUACCUGGGCAGCAUCGGCCGGAGGCCCGUGGUCUUCUGUGAUUUCCAUGGUCACUCCCAAAAGAAGAAUGUGUUCCUGUAUGGUUGCAGCAUCAAGGAGACCUUGUGGCAAGCAGAGUCCACUGUGGGCACAUCGAAUCUCUCGGAAGAUGUCAGCUACAGGACUCUUCCCAAAAUCCUUGAUAAGCUGGCGCCGGCAUUCACGAUGAGCAGCUGCAGCUUCCUGGUGGAGAAGUCUCGAGCCUCCACAGCCCGGGUGGUGGUGUGGAGAGAGAUGGGCGUGUCCAGAAGCUACACGAUGGAGAGCAGCUACUGUGGCUGCAACCAGGGCCCCUACCAGGGUCUACAGUUUGGUACCAGUGAACUGGAGGAGAUGGGAGCCAUGUUCUGCUUGGGCCUCCUCAUCUUGGAACUCAAAUCCGUAAGCUGCAGCCAUCAGUUCCUGAGCCACGCAGCAUCUCUACUGAACGCUGAGGAAGAGGCUCUGGACCAUCACCUCCAGAGGUCCAGCAGCCAGAGCAGCAGCAUCACUUCAGACCUGGAUGACGAACCUCCCUGCCUGGAGGAGAUCGAUUAUGGUACCGACAGCAGCUUGGACCAGGAAGGGGGCUUCUCUGAGCUGGACCGGCAGAUCCAGGAGUGCGCUUUCCACAAGGACGAGGGAGAGGAAGAAGAGGAGGGGCCGGGACAGGGAAGAAAAGCCAGCCCCUAACCCUGAGGUUCAGAGAAAGUCCUGUGCCUCUAACCACUGGAUUAGCUGUUACGUUGUUUCUUUACCAUCAGACACACACACACACACACACACACACCACACACACACACACACACACACUCUGUCAGUGCAAAAUACCAGCCCAGGUGAGGUCAGCAACCUGACACCCAGAUUCUGCUCUUGUUUCACUGUGCAUGGAGGGUGGCUACUUACUAAUUAUACCACUUUACAUAUAUAGUUGGGUGGCUUAGGGACCUAUGCCAGCUGUCACUGUGCUGGAAGGCGAGACUUUGGGGACUAUUAGGGAUCCUCUGAAGUCUGUUCUGAGCUCUUCUCCAUUCCUGUGCUUGAAACAGGGGCGGACUUGGAAGUAGUAAGGGUUGGACCUUCUUCGUGUCUUCUCAGCCAGAAUUCUGAGUGGUUGUCUAAGUUGUUCUAUAGAUGAAUGUUCUAACCUCCUGUUGCCUCUGAGCAUCUCAGCCCUAACGCUGAGCCCCGGUAAGACGCUGAGGCUCCUGGCAGGCUCUUCCGUUGCUGGGUGGUUGAACGUGAAAGGCUGUACCACCGAGCCAUCAUCCCUGGUCUGCUUUAACAGUGUCUAUUUUGCAAAUCCAGGAUAGGACAGGAGCUGCCCUAGAUUCUAAGGGAAGGGGUACAGUAGGGAAUAAGUCAUGGCUACUGGUCUUUACAAAUUUUAAAAUCCUAUGAAAUUCACACCACUAACCACAAUCCUAGGAAGUAGCAAGGCAUAGCAGAAAAUUAAUUCAUUUCAGACUCAGAUAGACGUGGUUCCUAUCCUAGAUCUGUCAGUUACUUGUUAUAAGAACUUAGGCAAGUAAUUAAAUCUCCCUAAACCAAAGUUUAAUGGAGAUGAGCAUAUCCGUAUCACAACGUCAUUGUGAAGAUGAGAUGAGAUAAUAUAUAAAAGUACACAGUCUGGCACAUGGUAGACACUCGAUAAUAUUGACUUAUUUUUCCUCUGUCACACAGGCAGAGCAUUCUAUGGAAGUAUUCUCACAGUUAAAAAAUAGAAAAAAACAUUCUGUAGAGUCACGUGGUUGGGGAAAUACUCUCCCUCCUGGUGGGGAAUCAGGGAAGGAAGUUACAUAGGAGCAGAAACUAGGAGGUUGGCAUAGCUUAGAACAAGUGAAAAAACGGAAGAUCUUCAACAUAUGGAUGGAAACAGUUUAAACAUUUGAGUGAUGGGAUGUACAAGGCCCAUGCAGAAAGGAGAAGAGGAGACUAGAAUGGAAGAUAAAAUGGAGAAGGUAUGUUAGAUCAAAUUUAUGUUUGUCUAGAUGCCAUGUGUAUUUAGGAUGGAUUACGUUUGGCUAUGAGAGAUGGCAAAUCCAAGACAGCAGUAGCUUUUUGUAAGAUAGAGGUCUGUUUAUCGUUCAUGUAGAAUUCCAGAUAUACACAGUGCAGAGCUGGUAUCAUGAGUGCAUGGUGUUGGGCAUGCAGCUUCAGCAGUUUUCUUUUUUUUUUAAAGCUGAUUUAAAAAUUCAGAUGAAACAUCAUAGUCUUUGUUAGCCUCCUAAGACAAUUUUGCAAUAGGAUUUUCUCAUAUCGAGAAAAGGGAAAUAAUUCAGAUUUUCUUUUGGCAUGGUUGAUGGGAUUUUUGGCUUGUAUAACUACUUUCAGCAGUUUUCUAGCACCACUGUGCAUUCCUUCUCCUCUUGGCCUAAGAUAGCUGCUGAAACAUCAGGCUUUGCCUCUACAUCCCAGGCAGCAGUAAGAAGGACAGAAAAAGAAGAACAUGUUCUCUUUAUUUCCAAAACUACACAUAAUGCUUCUGGUUAAUCCCACCACCCAGAAAGUGGUCCUAUGACCACAGGUAGCUGCCAGGGAGCUUAGAAAAUGUCAUGUUAAUUUGAGGUAGGCAGGGCUAAAAUUUUGAAAUUUUAAUAAUAAGAGUAAGGAAACUAUACAAACUGGGGAUCAAAUACAUGCCCAAGAGACUUCCUGAUGUACCUACCACCACCAAGAGAUUUUGGAAACAGAAUAACUUCUGAGAAAAUUCACAGUCCACAUGCCUAGACAAGCAGAACAAAAUUUUACCAUAAUUUAGCUCCAAGGCAUAGAAGAAAGUUAUGUGUGCUGUGAUUUGGGAAGUUGGUAUUAUUAUUAUUGUUAUUGUUAUUGUUAUUAUGAAUAGUCCCUUGUUUUUCUAAUUGCUUGUCAAUUUUCUUUACUAUCGUUCAGAAAUCACAAUCCAUUCUUUGUAUUAAGGCAUUCAGAUUUCCAUACAUACAUACAUGAGAGGUUUGAGGGAAAUAACAGAGACACUAAAUUCGAAUCCAAGCUGAAAGCAUCUCAGCUUCUCCAAUAUGCAAUGUUUCCACUCUUAAAUGAAAGCUAGAAUAAUGCUUCUGGUUUUUUGUUUUGUUUUGUUUUGUUUUUAUUGCUUUGAGGGUCGAGAAGAUAACAUUGUUGAAAAUGUAAAUAGUAGGGAGGAACAGAAAUAAUACUAACUCAUCAUCACCAUUUAGCUCCUUAGCUGAAAAUUGUUUGUCUAGCAUGUUUCUGAGAAAUUGAUGAGGAAAGGUAAAUUUGUAUGUGAUAUGUUCAGGAAAAGCCAGGAACAUGAACAAUUUACUGAUUCAUCUAUGUAACAAAGAUCUAUUAAGUACCUGCUCUGUGUCAUGCUCUUUACUAAGUUCUAAAGAUGCAGAGAAAAAAGACACUCUGUGUCCUCAAGUUGCUUGAAGCUCAGCAGGAGAGAUGGACAACUAACAUUUUACUUUAAUACAGCAGCACAUGGCAUGAAGGGGCUGUGCCGAGGAUGGGUCAGAAGCACCACAUCUAAUGGAGGCAGCGGAGAGGGGGAGAUGUCUACCCAAAGAAGAUGAUGUUUAAGUGAUUCCUGAUUAAAAGAAGAGGAAAGGCAUGCUAAGAAGUGGGAAGAGCUUGUGCAAAGGCCCUGUGGUGGGGUUAGAAUUUGGAAUAAACUGUUUAGUGUGACGAUUUUAGAUGUGCUUGUAUAUGGGGAAAGGAGGAGAGAUAAAAUUGAAAAGAUAGACAUCAGUCAGAUCAAGCAACAUUUGUCAUGCCUUGAUGGAAAGGUUGAACUUUAUUUGGAAUGUGCUGGGGUGGAGACAAAGAAUUUUCAACAGACGCGUGGCCAGGAGUGAUGUCAGCAUAGAUACAUUGGUCCUACUCCAUCACUUGUUUAUGGCUGAUUGCUGGGCACCCUUGCUACGCUGGUUGUGCAGUGGUCUGAGAAGUACACUAGGCAUGUCAUUCUCAUAUUUGAAGAGCAGCAGGUUUCUGGUGAGGUGAAAAAUACUGAGAACAUUUUGGGGCCAUGUUGAAUACUGGAGUCUAUGAGAUGUCCAGUUGGAAAGGACUCCUAGAAGCCAGAAGUACAUCAGGAAAAGCAGUAGAAGAUGAGCUACACCCAGUGAGCUUGGGGACCUGGGAGGAAGUCCUGGGCAACUGAGCCCAGGUGCCAGUCAGCUGGGAGGGAUUUUGCUUGGAGGGAACAGGAGAGCUGGGGAGAGACCAGACUCCCCACCCUUCCUGCUAGGACAGAUGGCCAUUGUGUGUCACACCUCACUCAUCUUCAGUCUGGGGGUGGGGAAGGCGCAUUCUCAAGUCCACUGUAGAUAGUCAUGGGAGUGGCUCUUCUAGCCGGGCCAGACGUGUCUCGCCAGCCAAACCACUAUGGUAAAUUGUUGUUAAAAAACGUUCUACAGAACUUGGAGCCAAAUGAGAUUACUCAAGAAUCUCAGGGAGUUGGAAGCGCUAAUGGGAAGCAGAUGUGCUUCAAAAUGUGCACAGGAAAUGCAUCUAGAAAAGUGAUGUGAGGUCCAGGCCACAGGCACUGCUGUCCUGUGACAGGUGCUGUCUGAGGCUCUGCGUGGCAGGGCUAGAACGGGGGUCUUUUCCAUCCCCCGGAUAGUCCCAUCUUGGGUAGAGAAGCACGAAGCAUCUUGUGAUCCCCUACUGAUUGCGCUUCCAUGAUCCACCCUACGUGGAAUCUGCUGUCUCUUCACGACACUUCCCUGUGACGAGAGCUUUUCUGACUCCUUUAUAGACUUAAGUUCUGCCAUCCCCUCGUCUCUUCAGUUUGCCUGGGACGCAGCCUCAUUUGAUCUCAUCGUAUUUAUGCACGUACAUGAACACACACAAACAUACACACACCCACACACCACUUUUUGAGCCACAAGCUACCUAAAUGCCCUCUUUGAUAUUCUUAAACCUUUUCACAUUUUCCCUCUGUCGCUGAUAAGCAUCUCUCGUGACCUCACUUGAGGGCCACAAGACCCAGUCCGAAAACAACUUUUUCUUUUGUGAAACCUUUCCUAAUCUCCCCAAGUCAAGUCACAUCAUUUCUUUUCUGUUCCCCUAUCGCACUGUUUAUGCAUUCCUUUUACAGCAUGCUUGCCAUUUGUGGCUUCAUUUAUGUGUUUUUUACAGCCCCAUGCCCACUGCCCAGUGGAUAGAGAACUGCAAGAUGUACAGACCUGCUCUCCCCUUUCUAUUUCUCCCAGCACCUGGCAUCCUUCUUGACACACUAAAGUUUCUCAAAAAUAUAUCUUCCCCUGGCCCAGCCUCAAACCUGGACAUCCGUCUCAAUAAAAUUUCACAUAGUUCCCCUAAAUUCCUCCAUUUUCCAUCUCAGAUCAGAGUCGGUGUCAUAGAAAGGGAAACUGGUUUCACUAACAUGGCAUCUAGCACUAAGACAGCCCAGCCUCACAGGCUGGUCGUUGCCAUGGAAAACAGUUCCCCGUGUGAGGCGAGCUUCGCAAGGAGCAGGGUGGCCUGGCCCUUACCUAGAGCGUGAAAAUGUUUAGACAGAGCAGUGAGAACAGAGGAGCAGAAUCUCCAGGAGUCCCCAGCUGCAGCAUUCAUCAAGGUGCUCUGGAACACAGGUUCACUUUGUGGAGAACUGGCAUGUGGCUCCAAGUGCACUGUGCCAACUUGGCUGCCGGGCACAUCUUUCAGUCCCAUUCGUUGGCUCCACUUUCUUCUGGGGUUUCCAGUAAAAGGAUUCUGAGCCACAAAGAACAUUUGAACAUAACCUGAUCCUUGAGUUACAAGCUCACGUUGAGUGUUGCCAAAUAAGUAAGGUCACAUUACACCCCCAAGGGAGGUAGUUCUCUCCCAAAUCUUCCAUUGUUCAGCCUGAACCCCUGAGCUGUCGGGUCAGCUUCAUAUUCCAAAGGGAGCCUCUGACCUCUGCCAAGCAAAGGGGCUUCCAUGAAAUGCCUAACAUGAGUCAUCCUUGUUAGGACUCAGGACAGAAGCCUGCCUGGUAGAUCUGGACAAAUGCAUAGUCAUCAGAGUGAUGGAUUCAUUUGGCCCUGUUGGUCCAAACCGCCCCUGCCCCCUAAAGGCUCUAGUCUUGGAAAGACACAACGACAGUGUAUGUGGCCUGGGUACUAACCAUGCAAGCUUUUUUGGACAAAAAAAAAUUUCAUAAGGCCUGGAGUCUGCUGCUGUCUUCCCAGCAGAUGUCCUCUUGUGUUUGUGUUGUAGUUUGGCUUCAUGCGUGCUGCAUGCCCGGCUGAUUCUUGAUAAAAAGUGCUGUUUAGGGAAAAAGGAACUGCUAAACGGAAAAUUUUAGAUAAAAUGGGUUCUCUUACAGCCUUUCCAUGCCUAAUCAUAAAAAAGAUCCAGUUGUGUACAACUUAAAAUUACCUACGACACACAUUCCAAUACAAUAGAGUGGAAACUGAGCUUCAGUCCCUAACACAUCAGGCACACACACAUGCACAUGCACGUGCGCACACACACACACACAAAAUAUAGGUCCAGGGCUUGCAGAAAAUAAAAAAAGCAAGUGAAGAAAGGUUUCUCAUCAGGCACAUGUGUCUAAAGGCCGGGGGUAGUUAUGUGAUGAUUUUAUGCCAUGUUUUCCCACAAAACUUGAAGUGCAGGCCCUUUGCGUAGAAACUGAGAUCCUCUCUCAUCAGCUGAUGACAGAGACUGGCCUUCCAGCAUGUGGCUAUUUUGAGCCCGUUCAGGGCAUGAAGAAAAAUAGAUCCAGUUCUCUUUGGAAGAGGAUGCGCAUUUGUGAGAAAAUCACCGCUUUAAUCACAUUCCCGCCUUUCUUAUGACAAGUAGCCCCACAGAGCAGAGCGAUGGGCUGUUAGGAUGACAGGCACAAACUGGUCAUUCUGAUCAGGCGCUUUUCGUGAUCUUUCUGUCAUCGUUUGUAGGGCGGAACAGGGUGAAACCGAUUUCUUAGUACUGGGAGUAUAUUAUGACCUUCCUUCUGACAAAAUAAUAAUAAUAAUUAAGUACAAUUCUUUGACACAGUUCAGUUGAGGUGCCUGAGAGUGACCCGGGUCGUUGGAGGUCCGGGGAAGAAGGGACACUGGGGUCACUUCCGUACUGGCUGUGCAGCAGAGUGAGCAAGCCAAGAGGCUGGCAGUCCUGACCUCCAGGACACGGAGGCCAAAUGGAUGGAUGUUCUUGGACCGAACAGUGUCACCCAGGCCCCACCCACAUUUCAUUCUGAAGAUGAAGCUAUUUGCGGAGGUGGGGAGGGAGGAGACAGCUCAGGGGGUAGAGCGCGUGCUUAGCAUGCACAAGGUCCUGGGAUCAACCCCCCAUACCUCCAUCAAACAAAUAAAACCUAAUUACCUCUGCCUUCCAAAACAAACACACAAACAAAACCCAAAAAGUAGCACUGAAGAAGUCAUUUUAGAAGGUACCGUGGGAGGAAAAACCUGCCUGAGUUUCUACUCUGCUCACAGUCACUCAUUUAAACUUAAGACCACUCUGUGUGGGAGAUGGGCAUUCUUAGUGCUAUUUUCAAAAAAAAAAA
Molecule: messenger RNA, 7825 nt
Organism: Vicugna pacos (alpaca)
Lineage: Eukaryota; Metazoa; Chordata; Mammalia; Artiodactyla; Camelidae
Source: RefSeq, a predicted model, not a curated record